AUGCACGAGGAACGACAGUCUAUCGCGCUCAGCGGAAAUCAAAGAGCUGAUGAAAGGAGCAGUCAUGCAGAACUGCUGGACCUACAAUUUACUGGGAAGCAUGCUGAGAUACUUGUUGUUACCGCAAAACCAAAGCAUCAUCAAUUCAGGUUUGAUGUCUGGGAAGCAUCCGCUGAUAACCAGGCCCCUUUUGAGUUCAACAGUGACGCCUGGAAUCCUCUCAAAAGAAGGAAUUCUAUUGCCCCAAACCAGCAUGCCCACCAUAAUGAUAUAUUCAGCAGGCCUGUGUAUAGUCCAGUCAGUGGAUAUCCUGAUUCUGGGUAUGGGAGCCAGGCUGGAGGAGAUGCGCAGUCGUUGAUGAGUGUGCCGAGUGCAAAUGAGUUCUCCAGUGCCUUUGAGGAUAGCGGUUCGUCGUAUGCGACUCUCAUGAAGGAUGAUCCGCUUAGAUGCAUCAAGUGUUCAUGGACGGGCAAGACCCAAUCACAGAAAAAGUCAUUGCAUAUUCACUUUCCACCCAUUCUGAUGGUUAGGCUGACUCAACCCUUCUCCAGAAAGCAUGAUGCACGACAUGCAAAGGCGCACAGAUGCGAAGAAGACGGUUGUGACGCCGGCUUCGGUACCAAAAAUGACCUCGAAAGACACCGUAAAGCCGUUCACAGCAAAAGCCCGCGCUGUGGUCCGACCGACCGAUACAAAUGUUUUGGCAGAAACUGCCAGCAUCCUGAUAAAGUGUGGCCAAGGCUGGACAAUUUCAAAGCACAUCUCGACCGCAAGCACGCCGAUGAAAGCCAACAAGCGUUGAUAGCUCAGUCUCGCGAUUGGUACGAGAAAUGCAAAAAGGAGAAGUCUUCUGAGUCCCUCGCUGAGAGGACGGUCGAUACCAUCACGCCGUCAAAGACAUUAAACAAUCCAGGCACAUACUUUGAUAUUUUCCCCGAAAACUCCCGACUAAACGAACCGAUCUUUGACAAGCAUGACCCGGCAAAUAGAGAAGAUAUCUUCCAGUUCACUCAGUCAAAUAGAAAACUGCCAGGCUUGCAAACCGUAUUAAAUCCCGUAAUAUCCGAAGAAUGCAUGGAUUCGACAACCGGAGGCCCGGAACAACGCAUCCUUCCAAGCGUUCAAGCAUUCGAGCGAGGAGUCGCGCUCAUGCAAGCGCUGACGGUAGCAACAUUGCAAAACAAUGGCAAUCAAGUGCCAUCCCCGCUUAAUGCGAGCGAGAAUACAUCCUCAGUCGACAAUGCGGACAUAUCAAAAGAUGUGCCGGGAAUGCUUGCGGAAAAACUGCCCAAUAUCAGCCAACUUUCCAACGAGGAGACCAAGUUUUGCCUCAAUGUGAUAUCUCAAAUGCAUUCGAAACUGACUCUGCAACAAGCAUCAUCAAAGUCAGGAACCAGUAGCCCAGGAGCAAAUUUCGAGAAUAAGGAGAUGGCUAGACAAGAAGGCCUAAAAUGUCCGAACUGCCCCAAAUGGUUCGACCGACAGUCUUUGUUGAAGAAACAUCAGAAACGCCACGAAAGGCCGUACGGCUGCACAUUCGCCGGCUGCUACGGUGAAUUUGGCAGCAAGGCUGAUUGGAAACGUCAUGAGAGUAUGCAACACUACCACGUCCAAUGUUUUCGGUGCCCUCUCCCUCGCGAGAAACGCGCCGAGUGUGCAUCACUUUUCUCCCACGAAAAAGAGUUUAUCAAGCACCUCAACGAAGCCCACCCAUACGUCAGCGAGAACAAGGUCCAGGGCGUGAUUGACAAAAGCCGCAUUGGGGCCUAUGACCAUGAAUCCAAGUUCUACUACUGGUGCGGAUUCUGCAAGAAGAUCAAGCUCGUCGAGAAACGCGGCGUGGAAGCCUGGAACGAGAGAUUUGAUCAUAUCGAAACACAGCAUUUUCGAAAAGGCGAGAAUAUCAAAACGUGGCUUCCGGCCAAGGGGCAUACGAUGAAGGGGGCUCGUAAAAAGAGAGACAAGCUUCGAAGUGCGAAUAGAACGCCGAAAAAGCCCAGGAAAAGGCUGUCAGAAGAGAUUGAGCAGUCUGAUUAUUAUAACAAUGGGGAAGAAAUUACAGCCUACGAUGUGUGCUCGACGAGUGAGGAUGACACUGAUGUUGAGGCCAAGCAGCUGUCCAAUAACUACAAGCAGAAGAAAAACAAGAUGCCUAGAGUAGAUCAGUCUGAUAAAGAAUUAGCUUGUGUGAUUUGUUGCUGUUGCCAUGACGGACCACAUCUCGUUUCUGAGAGUUGCACGUCUUGUUCUCACAAAUUUUGUGCUUAUUGCCAUGUUGAGAAGCAGGUUGGCAACGAAGAUGAUUAUGUUCCGGGGGCUGCGCCAUGA
This is a messenger RNA of Talaromyces atroroseus, 2328 nucleotides long. RefSeq lists its product as hypothetical. Gene Ontology annotation, biological process: regulation of transcription by RNA polymerase II. The transcript has 4 exons. NCBI's taxonomy places the organism in Eukaryota, Fungi, Ascomycota, Eurotiomycetes, Eurotiales, Trichocomaceae. The record is from RefSeq and is a predicted model, not a curated record. Gene Ontology annotation, molecular function: RNA polymerase II cis-regulatory region sequence-specific DNA binding; DNA-binding transcription factor activity, RNA polymerase II-specific. Gene Ontology annotation, cellular component: nucleus. The coding region runs from base 1 to 2328 and encodes 775 amino acids.